Messenger RNA from Betta splendens (Siamese fighting fish), 1874 nucleotides. RefSeq names its product protein Z, vitamin K-dependent plasma glycoprotein b (gene prozb). The transcript is spliced from 8 exons. Gene Ontology annotation, molecular function: serine-type endopeptidase activity; calcium ion binding. Gene Ontology annotation, biological process: blood coagulation; proteolysis. NCBI's taxonomy places the organism in Eukaryota, Metazoa, Chordata, Actinopteri, Anabantiformes, Osphronemidae. The record is from RefSeq and is a predicted model, not a curated record. The coding region runs from base 27 to 1592 and encodes 521 amino acids. Gene Ontology annotation, cellular component: extracellular region.
GGGGGGGUGAAUGUAAAGUCAGUGUCAUGGCGCCGGGGAUCAUGUCGGCUUGUUGUCGAGCGCUGCUGCUAUGUCUCUACUUGCUUGCCUGUUUCCUUCAGGUCCACAGUCAGACACAAGUGUUCCGUCAGUCCUCACAGGCCCACAGCGUGCUGCUAAGGUCCAGACGGGCCAACAGCUUCCUGCUAGAGGAGCUCCUACAGGGGAACCUGGAGAGGGAGUGUUAUGAAGAGCGCUGCAACUUUGAGGAGGCUCGAGAAUACUUCGAGGACACGGGGAAGACGAUCAUCUUCUGGACAACUUACAUGGAUGAGGAUCAAUGUGAGCCCAACCCCUGCCUACAUGGUGGAAACUGCACUGACCUGCUGCGUGGGUUCCACUGCUCCUGCGUGGCCCCCUACCGUGGCUCACGCUGUGAACAGGGACGCCUGAAAGAAGAGAAGCCAUCUUCAGCAACACAAGUCAUUAUACCAGAAAUGAAGAAGUGUCCGACUGAAGGGCCGAAAGCCUGCCAGCAGCUGUGCACAGCCUCCUACCACUCCUUCACCUGCUCCUGCAUGCCGGGGUUCAGGCUCCACAGCGACAAAAGGACCUGUCUGCCUGAAGUGAAGUUUCCAUGUGGAAGACUUCCUGACACGUCCAACUCGUCUGAGUCAAUGUGUCGUCAAGGAAACUGCCCCUGGCAGGUGUCUCUGCUGAACCAGAGCGGGAUGGAGUUGUGUAGCGGAGUAGUGCUGGGACGACGCUCCGUCCUGACCACUGCUCACUGCCUCGUCCUAGACUCAGGGUCCGACCCCCAACCGUCUAACUUCCAAGUCACUGCUCGCAACAACCUACUGGUUCCUGUACAGGCUUUGUACAUUCACAACCGCUUUCGCACAGAUCACCUUGACAACGACCUGGCCCUCCUUGAGCUAGCUGCCCCGCUCCCCUUUGGCCCUGACCUCAUCCAGCUCUGUCUCCCCACCAAGGACUUCAGUGAGAAUGUUCUGAUGCAUUCGAGGAGGAUGGGGGUCAUCGAAGAAAAGGAGGGUGGACAAAACCAGGACCUGGUCUACAUGACACUUGAUGAGUGCCACAGUCAGCUCAAUGUCUCAUAUCCACUUACCAAUAAAAUGUUCUGCAUGACAAGGCAAAAAAGGAUGCAGGGGACUGGACUGAAAGGAAACCAAAACAGUGAUGUAAGGAACAGAAAUGGGCUCCAUGGGACGGGUCCCAACAAAGCUCAGAGACCACAUGGACAUUCAGGGAGUCCCAGAGGGCACAAGAGAAUGAUGGAUGAACAUCCUGAGAACAGGGGCCACAAUCACACCGGUCACACUGGAGGCCAGGACGUGUCACAUGGAUCAGAAGCCCACAACAGCAGCAUCCAUAAGGCGUCAGAAGACGGCGAUCUGCUGCCAGGAACACCCGUCGCUACUGUAGAGCAUGGGACAGCAUAUCUGACCGGGCUCAUGAUCUCACCACCUGCAGACAGCGGCGGCCUGGUGUUCACCAAACUGUCCCGCUAUCUAAGCUGGAUUAGACCAAGCCUGGAGGCUGCAGAGAAUAACAUGACCCCACAAGUCAGUGAGUAUCCUGAGAUUCACUAGCAGCCCUCUUUAAGGACCCGGCUUGCUGAGCGCUGUCCUAAAAGGCCCUCACAGCACAUUUACCUGAAAAUCAGUCACUUUACAUGAGCAGUGCAUUCUCCACAUGUCGUUCUACAUGUAGGUCUGUUCAUCUUCUGUUGACCACUGAAUUGUAAAACAGUUUGAGUUCCUGAUUCUGUGCAUUUGGGAAUAAUCAACUCACAAAUAAGCUCCAACUACAUAUCAUGGAAAAAAAAACUUCAAUAAAUACUAAUCUUAAUGCGUGAUAAGUGUUUUAUGAGA